AGCCCAUUUAAAGACCCAUUACAAGAUUAGAGAUACUCAGCCCAUUUAAAAGAUACUAAUUAAAAUUUAAAACUAAAUAAUUUCCAUAAAAAGAGUGAGGAAGAGACAAAAGUGAUUGAUUGGUCGAAAAAAAUGGAAGCGGCAAAGAAACAGAGUGUUACAAAUCAGCUUCUCGCCGUGAAAACAGCUUCCGGCAAGACUUUUAGCCAAUUAGCGGCGGAGACUGGUCUCACCAACGUCUACGUAGCUCAGCUUCUCCGUCGCCAAGCUCAGCUCAAACCGGACACAGUCCCGAAGCUUAAGGAAGCUUUACCAGCUCUGACCGAUGAACUAAUCGGAGAUAUGAUGUCUCCGCCGUGGAGAUCUUAUGAUCCUAAUCUCAUUCAAGAACCCACUAUCUACAGGUUGAAUGAAGCAGUGAUGCAUUUUGGUGAGAGUAUAAAGGAGAUUAUCAAUGAAGAUUUUGGCGACGGCAUCAUGUCGGCAAUAGACUUCUAUUGCUCUGUGGACAAAAUCAAAGGAGUGGAUGGUAAUAAUCGUGUGGUCGUGACACUUGAUGGGAAGUAUCUUUCGCAUUCCGAACAGAGGACGGAGAAUAUGGUCUCAAGGCUAAACCUCAAGGGAAGUACAAGCGAAUGAUAUGAAUGUAAAGAAGCCUUUUCGUAACAAUGAAGGCCUCAUUGUAAGUUGUAACGUUGUAAUGCCUCUGGUGUUUGUUUAUCUGUAAUCUAUGCAACUUCAGCAUCCCGAUUAAAGCUGUUUCAGGUUGAAUAACAGUGAAUAAAUAAAACAUAUAAAACCUUUCUAUGUUUGUAUUUAACAUCGUAAUCGAGUUCUGAUUCAUGCUUAA
Molecule: messenger RNA, 850 nt
Organism: Arabidopsis lyrata subsp. lyrata
Lineage: Eukaryota; Viridiplantae; Streptophyta; Magnoliopsida; Brassicales; Brassicaceae
Product: cyanate hydratase
Exons: 4
Coding region: 133-639 (168 amino acids)
Molecular function (GO): DNA binding; cyanate hydratase activity
Source: RefSeq, a predicted model, not a curated record